AUGAGAUAUACUGAGAUCGUCGCCGCUUCGGCCCUCGUGGCCACUGCUGCUGCUCGCGCAAACGUCAACAGCAGCCCACUGGGCAGCCGCAUGCAUGCUCGCGACAUGAAGCUGUCGCGUCGAGAGGUCCCUCAGGAACAGUCGCACAAGCCGAUCCUCGUCAAAACCCAGGAGAUGCUUCUGCUCGACAACCCAAACCAGAUCGUGGAUUCCGUCUUUGGUCUGCUUGGUAAUGCGGCGGCCUCGGAAGGCGCAGGACUCAUCACCGACUUCGACUGCCUCCAGCAAGCCACCGCUGACCAAGCAUUCACCAAUGCUGUUGCAGCUGGUGACCUCGAAGGCCAGGUUGCCGCUCUGCAGUACCGUGCACUAGAGCGCAACACCGGUCAGGUCGGCCUUGCAUCGGUCGACUGCACUGCUCUCCAAGCCGUGAACCCGGAAAUCGCUGCCAUUUCUCAGCACCAAGACCCUGCUUCCGAUGGUGCCGCAGACAUCAACAAGGCCAUCGUUCUCGAGCUCGCCAUCCAGAUCGCGUCCAUCGGCGGCGACCCACUCCAGGCAAUCAACUCCGGCACAUUUGAGCCUGGCGACGUCGGUGACCCCACUGCCGCCGGCAACACCUGCAAUGUUGCGGACGAUGCCGAGGGCUGCAUUUUCUCCCAGAACCUGCUUGUACCUGACGCUUCAGAGGACGAGAUCGCCGCCGCCGUUGCUGCUGGCGUGGUCGAUAACGUUACCCAGAACGCGAUGCACAAGCCAGCUGAUGCCGAAGCAAAAGCGAAGGCCGACGCCGACAAGGCCAAGAAGGAAGCCGAGGACGAAGCCAAGAAAGCCCAAGAGAAAGCCGAUAAGCUCAAGCAAGACCAAAAAGUAAAGGACAACAAGAACAAGAACAAGGAUAAGGAUAACAACAAGAACAAGAACAGGAAGGAUAACAACGACGACAAGUUCAACAAGAACGACUACAACAACGAGAUCAUCCGCCAGAAGAACUUCGACAUCAUCCUUGUUCAGCAGCUCGCCGCACAAGCCAUCUUCGACGUGCAGGCUCAUGCUUGGCAGCUCAUUGCGCAGAAGCAAGCUGAGCUUGAGCUGUUGCUGCUACAGCAACAGAUCGACCAGUUGCUCUUCCAGCAGCAGUUCUUCCAGUUCAGUCAGACUAUCGUCAUCAACUUCAGCUUCGCUGUUAAUCAGUACAUCGGCAUUUUGGGUAGCAACCAGCAGGUGCUUAACCUUGGCGGUCUCCAGAAUAUUGACUUCCUGAACCAGUUCGUUGGUCAGUACCUGGGUGGACUGCAGGAUAUACAGAAGCUGCUCGAUUUCGGCCAGGUCGGUCAUGGAAGUGGCAACCUUGCGCAACUGUUCCAGGGCUUCACUGGGCUUCAGGCAUCUUACUGA
Molecule: messenger RNA, 1398 nt
Organism: Cyphellophora attinorum
Lineage: Eukaryota; Fungi; Ascomycota; Eurotiomycetes; Chaetothyriales; Cyphellophoraceae
Exons: 3
Coding region: 1-1398 (465 amino acids)
Source: RefSeq, a predicted model, not a curated record